Messenger RNA from Homo sapiens (human), 5924 nucleotides. RefSeq names its product proline rich transmembrane protein 3 (gene PRRT3). NCBI's taxonomy places the organism in Eukaryota, Metazoa, Chordata, Mammalia, Primates, Hominidae. The record is from RefSeq and is a predicted model, not a curated record. Gene Ontology annotation, cellular component: membrane. The transcript is spliced from 3 exons. The coding region runs from base 2294 to 5239 and encodes 981 amino acids.
AGCCGAGUCUGAGCAUCUCGGAGGAUGCGGCGCGGCGAUCGGCUGCAGGGACGCGCGCAAGGUGAACACGGGGGCUGCGGCGCGCAGGUGAGGAGCUGGCCCAGGGAGGGGGCGAUGGCGGGACCCCGACGGGGAGCGUGGCCUGCUGCCCCCGUCGCGGGCGCAGGCGACCAGGCCUGCACGGCGCCCACCCCCAUCCAGGACACUGCGGGAAGGCGCGGAGCCAGGGAGAGAGGAGACGGAGGAGGAGGAGGAGGAGGAGGAGAGGUAACCCGAGAUGGACCAGCUCCGAGGCUGCCCCGCAACGGCCUCGCCCUGCCCCCAGGCCGGCCUCUCCCCAGUCCCUGCGGCAGAGAGAUCCGCCACCCCCCACAGCCUCUCCAGCAGAGUGGGAGCCCAGGGCUGGGCAAGCCCCCGCCUUGUCCGCAGGUGCCCACAUCUCUUGGGUUGGCAGUGGUAGGCAGAUGGCAUGUUUAUCUUUGGAGGCCCCAUUCAGCCGUUUUCUCGGCAAAGCUUUUUGGACCUCCUGUGGAAGAUGAGCCUCCGAGGGUUUCACAACCCCGAUUGUGUCCACUCAGCUGUGUGACCUUGGGGGAGUUGCUCACCCUCUCUGAACCCCCGUUUCUUCCCCCUGUGAAAUGGCUGUUCCCACACCUUGUAUUGGGAGGGCGGAGUGACGUGUUGCUAAGCUCAGCGCAGGAGCCUCACUGGGAAAGAACUAAACACAGGAGCACUGUUUUUAGCCAGUACCUGUGUUAGGGGCGUCUCAGCGCACCCCUACUCCCAACCCUGGAGCAAAGCCCUGUCUCUGGGCCCCCAGCACCUAGCCUAGACCAGGAGCAGCCCAUGGGGCUCCGUGAAUGUUUGAGAAAUGAACUAACAAGGCUUUAAGACAGAGUCUAAACUCGAGUUUGGAGGAUGGGACUCAAAGGUCUUUGAACCCCUUGAAAUUGUUCACAACUUUCGGUGAGCCUGGGUCUUUUCCCCGGGAGAGCACCAGGGGUUUUCAGUGGCUUCUUAAGGUGUCUGUGAGCCACCAUGGGUUAACAGCCAGGAAGCUUUGGGGACAGCUGCUCCCCAGAGAGGAAAAGAGCAGGGCCUCUGCCGCCAAACACACCCAGGCUUCAGCUCUCGCACCCUCCAUGAAACCUCUCCUGGUGGUGGGGCCCCUUCCUGCCUCCCUGGCCCACUGACAGGCUCUCGAGAACAGGAACUUUUAGGGGAUAUCCACGUGGGGCCAGGUAUAUACUGGAGGCUGCAGGUUUGAAAUAAGAGGCAGGAGAUUAUUAUAGAAUCAGACCAGAGUGACAAGUGCCCAGGAAGAUGAGGGAAGGAAGGCGGGAAGAGGAAUGUGUAACGCUUGUCAAGCAUCAGGUAUGAACCUCGCCCAUACCUGUUUGGUUAUUUGUCUCAUGCCUUGAGUUAGGCAUGCUUAUUAUCCCCAUUUUACUGAUGGGAAAACUAUGAUGCAGAGAGGUGAAAUGACUCCCCCAGGAAAUGAAGACACUGGGAUUCAAACUCAGGCCCCUCGCCAAAGGCCGGUGCAUAUUCCUCUCCCUCUCCACGUCUCUCAUUUUUGAAGUGGGCCUUUAGGAAUAACAUUUCAGGCAGGGUGCAGUGGCUCAUGCCUGUAAUCCCAGCACUUUAGGAGGCCAAGAUGGGCAGAUUACCUGAGGUCAGGAGUUCAAGACUAGCCUUGCCAACAUGGCAAAACCCCAUCUCUAUUAAAAAUAUAAAAAUUAGCCAGGUGUGGUGGCACAUGUCUGUAACCCCAGCUACUCGGGAGGCUGAGGCAGGAGAAUCACUUGAACCUGGGAGGUGGAGGUUGCAGUGAGCCGAGAUCACGCCACUGCACUCCAGCCUGAGCGACAGAGCAAGACUCCGUCUCAAAAAGAACAGGAUUUCAGUAAGUGAAGGGGAAGGGAGAGAGCAUUCCCUGCUGACAGAACAGCAGAAGCAAAAGGCAUGGGAGCCACACAGUCCAGUGGGUGUUGGAGGACAGAUGAACAGCUUGUGGUGGCCAGGGUCUUGGAAGGCCAGGAGAGGAGCUUAUGUUCUUUCUUGAGGGAAAUGGGGAGCCACUGAAGGUUUUAAAGCAGGGCAAGUGCCACGUCCAGCAAUUUUAAAAGCAGAGAAGCUGCUGCCUUGCGUUGCUUUUCUUUCCUGUCAGCCCCUUGAGGAAGGCAUGGGGGCCCCCAGCCCUCACAUGUCAUUCCAUGCCCUGUUUUUUUUUUAGGCUCAUCCAGUGAGGACUGGAAGGUGGGGGCUUUAGGCCCAGGCAUCGGAGUAGACCAUGGCCUCCAGCCCAUGGGGCUGUGUAUGUGGCCUUCUGCUGUUGCUGCUGCCACUCCUGGGGACUGGCCCUGCCCUGGGGAGGGGCUUUCCCAGGCCACUUGAAAACUCCGAAAUCCCUAUGAUCCCUGGAGCCCACCCCAAGGGCUCUGUGGGCUCAGAGCCCCAGGCCUUUGACGUGUUCCCGGAGAACCCCAGAGCUGACAGUCACAGGAACUCUGAUGUCCGCCACGCCCCUGCUGAAGAGAUGCCUGAGAAGCCUGUAGCCUCUCCCCUUGGCCCAGCCCUGUACGGGCCCAAAGCAGCACAAGGAGCUCAGAGAGAACGACUCCCAGUAACUGAUGACCUCCAGAUGGCUCAAGGACCAAGCUCCCACGGCUGGACAGGACCUCUGGACUCACAAGAGCUUCUGCAGCAAGAAGCAGUGGCUCCCCACCCAGUGGGCCACCCUCAUCUCACUUUCAUCCCCACAACUCCCAGACGUCAACUCAGGGUAGCCACAGUUCCUCCCUCCCUGCAGCAUGAAGGCCAAGAGGGACAGUGGCCACCUAGAGAUGAGGGUCUGAAGGCCAAAACUAAGAGCAGGGUCCCACCCACUUCUCCCUCAGACCACCAGGGCCCACCCCACACCCUUGUUUCCCACUCAGGUACUGUCAAGAGGCCAGUGCUGGAAGGACAGGGUGGGUUUGAGGAACACUUGCAGGAGGCAGCUCAAGGUCCCCACUUCACCCAGCAGGAUCCAGCAGCCCCUGAUGUUGGCUCAGUACCCCCAGUUGAGGUGGUGUACUCUCAGGAGCCAGGGGCCCAGCCAGACUUGGCAUUGGCCAGAAGCCUUCCUCCUGCUGAGGAGCUGCCGGUUGAGACCCCCAAGAGGGCUGGCGCUGAGGUGUCCUGGGAAGUCAGCUCCCCAGGUCCCCCGCCCAAGCAGGCUGACCUUCCUGACGCUAAGGAUUCACCAGGACCCCAGCCCACGGAUCCACCCGCCUCAGAGGCUCCUGAUCGGCCGUCUAAGCCAGAGAGAGCAGCAAUGAAUGGAGCAGACCCCAUCUCCCCCCAGCGGGUGAGAGGAGCUGUGGAGGCCCCAGGCACCCCCAAGUCUCUCAUCCCUGGUCCCUCAGACCCUGGCCCAGCUGUAAACCGAACAGAGAGCCCCAUGGGGGCCCUGCAGCCAGAUGAAGCCGAGGAGUGGCCGGGGCGCCCCCAAAGCCAUCCCCCAGCACCCCCAGUCCAGGCCCCCUCGACGUCACGCCGGGGCCUCAUUCGAGUCACCACGCAGCGAGCCCUGGGCCAGCCUCCCCCUCCGGAGCCCACCGCCAGCUCCAUGGCUUCAGCCCCAGCCUCCAGCCCCCCAGCCAACGCCACUGCACCCCCGCUACGCUGGGGCCCCCUUCGGCGGGUCCUGAGCUUCUCCUGGGAGCUGCACGUCUACGGGGUGGGGGUACUCUUUCUGCUGCCCGCGUUGUUGGCGCUGGCUGCGCUGGCAGCCGCCCCAGCAGGGCCCCGGCUGGCAUUGGUGGCCGCGGUGCUGGUGCUCGUGGCUUCGGCGCUGCGAUCCGCCUACAUGCUUACCGACCCUUACGGCUCGCAGGCGCGGCUGGGCGUUCGCGGGGGCCUGGUGCUCUACAACCUGCCCUUCCCCUUGCUGCUUACGGCGCUGGCAGCCCUGACUCUGCUCGGCCUGGGCGCGGGGCUGCCGCCACCGCUGCAAAACCCACUCCUGCUGGGAGCAGUGGCGCUGGUGCAUGGUGUAGGGUUGCUCGCGACAGACCUGCUGUCCACAUGGUCUGUGCUCAACCUCCUGACGCAGGGCUUGUCGUGCGCCUGGGGCGCGGCCGUGGCUCUGGGCACGCUCUGCCUGUGCCGUCGCCGCCUGCUGGACGGCCCACGGGGCUGGGAUGCCAGCCCGGGCCCUCGGCUGUUGGCUGUGGCGGGCGCGCUGGGGCUGCUGGCUAGCGGCUUGCAGCUGGCGGCUGCGCUCUGGCUGUACCCGGGCCCAGGCCGCGUGGGCCGCUUCUCGUGGGCCUGGUGGGGUGUCCACUUCUGGCUGCGCCUCCUGGAGCUGACAUGGGCGCUCGCCCUGGCGUUGGCCGCGGUGGCUGCCGCGAGACCCAGGCCGCCCACGGAGCACGCUUGCUGGGCUAAGCUGAUGCGUCUGGCGUGCCCGGCGCCGUCAGGAAAGAGCGAGGUGCCGGAGCGACCCAAUAACUGCUAUGCAGGGCCCAGCAACGUUGGUGCAGGCAGCUUGGACAUCAGCAAGAGCCUCAUCCGCAACCCGGCGGAGAGUGGGCAGCUGGCCACGCCCAGUUCAGGCGCCUGGGGCUCGGCUGCGUCGUUGGGUCGCGGACCCCAGGGUGGCCCGGGACUGUCCCGCAACGGUGUGGGACCGGCGCCAUCGCUGAGCGAGCUGGAUCUGCGGCCGCCAUCGCCCAUCAACCUGAGCCGCAGCAUCGACGCCGCGCUCUUCCGCGAGCACCUAGUGCGAGACAGUGUGUUCCAGCGCUGCGGCCUCCGCGGCCUGGCCUCCCCGCCGCCUGGAGGCGCUCUGCGGCCGCGCCGGGGCAGCCAUCCCAAAGCCGAGCUCGACGACGCUGGCUCCUCGCUCCUCCGCGGCCGCUGCAGGUCGCUCAGCGACGUGCGCGUGCGCGGGCCGGUCCCACAGCACGUAGUGGAAGCACCCGACGGGGCAGCCGCUGCGGCUUCUGGCAGCUCCCUCGACAGCUUCUCCAGGGGUUCACUCAAGAUCAGUUGGAACCCCUGGCGCCACGGGCUGUCAUCAGUGGACAGUCUGCCCCUAGAUGAGUUGCCCAGCACGGUACAGCUACUGCCUGCCCCGACCCCAGCCCCUGAUUCUACCGCCGCUCGGCAGGGGGACGGCCAGGGAGAGGUCCAGCCGCGCGGCAAGCCUGGGGAAUCCCGCAGCGCCUCCAGUGAUACCAUCGAGCUUUGAAGAGCGGUCCUGACGCAGGGCCAGGACCCUGCCCGAUGCCCACAUGGCAUGGCCUACUGGGACAGUUGAGCCUUUAAAAAAUGGGCAUCCUGGCCAGGCGCGGUGGCUCACGCCAGGAAUCCCAGCACUUUGGGAGGCCGAGGUGGGUGGAACACGAGGUCAGGAGUUCGAGAUCAGCCUCCUGGUCUCGAACAUAGCGAAACCCUCGUCUCUACUAAAAAUACAAAAAAAUUAGCCAGGUGGCACACGCCUGUAGUCCCAGCUACUCGGGAGGCUGAGGCGGGAGAAUUGCUUGAACAGGGAGGCAGAGGUUGCAGUGAGCCGAGACCACGCCAUUGCACUCCAGCCUGGGUGACAAGAGUGAGACUCCGUCUCAAAAAAAAAAAAAAAAAAAAAAAAAAAAAAGGCAUCCCCAGGCCUCUCUACCUGACGGCAACCCCCGGGGGACAGCCAGGUUUGAACUCACCCCACCCCCAUGCCGUUUUUUGCUUUUAAUAUUUCUAUUUUUUUUUCAGCCGGCAUUUUGCACAGAGGCCGUGUCUUAUGCGGAAUACAGGGUGGGUGUGCAUGGAUUCGGGCAUGAAGAACAGGGAGCAGGUGCCCCAGACUCCCCAACGUGGAGUGAUGAGCCUCGCUUGUCUAGAUUGUCCUCUUUGUGCCAAAGAAAUAAACCCUUAGGACUUGG